Messenger RNA from Solea solea (common sole), 3239 nucleotides. RefSeq names its product phospholipid phosphatase-related protein type 5-like. Gene Ontology annotation, biological process: phospholipid dephosphorylation; signal transduction; phospholipid metabolic process. Gene Ontology annotation, molecular function: phosphatidate phosphatase activity. The record is from RefSeq and is a predicted model, not a curated record. NCBI's taxonomy places the organism in Eukaryota, Metazoa, Chordata, Actinopteri, Pleuronectiformes, Soleidae. Bases 224 to 1357 code for a protein of 377 amino acids. The transcript is spliced from 6 exons.
CAGUGAGCAGAGAGCGGCUUCUGUCUGUGCAGCCGCGCGGUCAUGAGCCGGUCAGCGGCAGUCGGUAGCGCCGGAGAGGAGGAGGAGGAGGCUGGUUAAAGACAGACAGACAGACAGACAGACAGGCAGGCAGGCAGGCAGACAGACAGGCAGACAGAGGGACAGAGGGGGAAGACACGGCUCGGUUGUAAUUAAAUGUCUCUCGCUCUCGUUCGUCUGCAUCAUGCUGUACUUCCAGCUGGUGAUCAUGGCCGGGACCGUCAUGCUGGCGUACUACUUCGAGUACACGGACACGUUCAGCGUGCACGUGCAAGGAUUCUUCUGCUACGACACGGCGUUCACCAAACCUUACCUGGGACCCGAGGACAGCAGCGCCGUCCCGCCCGUGCUGCUCUACGCUGUGGUGGCCGGUCUGCCCACGCUGCUGAUUACAAUAACAGAGACCGUGCUGUUCCUCGUCCAGUACACAUCGAAAGAGUUUGACCGCUCAGAGAAGACCGUGGCUAUCGGGGACUGCUGCUACCUCAACCCACUGGUGCGCAGGACUUUCCGCUUCCUCGGAGUCUACAUUUUUGGCCUCUUUACCGUUGACAUCUUUGUCAACGCAGGUCAGGUGGUGACAGGGAACCUCGCCCCCUACUUCCUGACCGUCUGUAAGCCAAACUACACAGCACUGGGCUGCCAGCAGGCUCUGCGCUACAUCAGCCACCAGGAGGCGUGCACAGGAAACCAGGAUGACAUUCUGAGGGCCAGGAAAACCUUCCCAUCCAAGGAGGCUGCACUCAGUGUCUACGGGGCGCUCUACCUGGCUAUGUAUGUGACGUGUGUGGUGCAGGCGAAGGGCACUCGUCUGGCCAAACCCGUGCUGUCUCUGGGGCUCAUGUGUCUGGCUUUCCUCACCGGUCUGAACCGCGUGGCUGAAUAUCGCAACCACUGGUCAGACGUCAUCGCCGGCUUCAUCAUCGGCUCGUCCAUCGCCACUUUCCUGGUGGUAUGUGUGGUCCAUAACUUCAAAGGGAAACUCCUGCUGAGCGAAGAAUCACCAGCGGAGUCGCGGUCCAACACAGCCAUGCUGAGCAUGGGCCGAGUGGAGAGUCCACUGGAGAAGUACAUCGCCUCGCAGGAGACCGAUGAUGAUGAAGAUGAAGAGUCGAGUUACAUCAUGGAGCGUCUCUCAGCGUUCCUGCGCUGGCUGCGGGGUCUCGAUUGGUUCCAGCGUUUCCGGAAAAAAAGGCAACAGAGUGUGAAGUUGUUUGACCUGAACUCCAAAUAUCUCUGGACAGAAGUUUGUUUCUCAUCUCAGAUUAUGUCUGAAAUCACACACAACGUGAUUCCUCUUCAAUCUACAAAUCUAUAAGAGGUUUCUGCUCAUCAGACGUGAGGGCCCUGUAUCAAAUUAGACCUUUUAUUAUUAUUUUAAUUCAAUUCCAGAGAGUUACAGCCCUCUCCUCAGCUAAUCUUAGAGUUGAAUGGUCCUUUCUCCUCCUGCCCUGUGUUACAGUGUGACCAGUAAGACAUCAUUAAUAAUUUGACCCAAUCAGAGAUUCUUGUGUCUUUGCUGAUCCAAAGUGAAACUGACAGAACAUUUCACAGCAGAUAUUUUGUCUAAAGUCAUUUUAUUAAGAAAUUGUGAAGAAUUUGAAUGUUAGUAAUGAACUGCAGUAGAAGCAUAAUAUAAUCUAAUAAUAAUUCUGCUGAAGAGCCUUUCACAGGCUGCAGAGGUCAGCGUCACAGACCAUUGAGACGACUGCAGGACAGAGAAGACGUCCUCCAUGAUAGGAUCAAUAAUCUGACAUGACAUCUUCUUCUGAUUUCUUUUAGGUAGUGAUGAGUAACAAAGAUAGUGAGGGCAAAUGUAUUGGAGUAAAAGUACACAAUUUAUUUAGGAGAUGUAGUUCAGUAAAAGUAAAAGCUUGUAGAAAUAUAAAUAACAAAGUGAAGUAGAGAUAUGUGAAGUGCAGUAACAAAGUAUUUGUACUUCAUUACAACACUGGGAAAAAUCUGCGAGUAUUUGUACAUAUCUCAGCGAUUACCACACACUGUCUUGUAUAAAAUGAAAUAAGCCAUAUUCAUGGUUACCUGAAUGAAAAGGUAUCAUGUUAUCGUGAUGGUUAUGGUUUGGUUUAGGUAUAUUAUUUAACAUUAGGGUUAGGGUUAGGGUUAGAGCGACAGGGAAUCCUUCGCUCUUGGUUUUAAGAAACAAAGAAAUGAACCAUGUCCAUGUCUCACGUUGAAGCUUUUUGGUCAAAGACAAAGUCAGUCCAGCCUCAUGACACCUGUUCAGUUUCAGUUUAACAUCAGCACAGAGCUGACUCUGUCCAUGGUGCUGAACUCAUGCAUUUCAAAAGUUUAGCCACAUUUGUGCCGUGUAAAGUGUGGAGAUACAACAUGAGAGAGAUCAUGUUCAUGCUAGCAGGCUAAUGCUAAUGCUAUCCCCCAAACCUGAGAAGCUCGUAGAAGGAAAAAUACCACGAACAUCUUAAAAAAAGCUAGUAGCGAGCGUCAGCUUUGGCAAAAAUGAUGUUGCUCUAAUAUCAGCUGUCUGAAAACUUGAAGUAUCACUGGGAGUGAUGUUAGCAUCAGGUUCCUCUCGUCUAGUUGCGGCAGUGUUUUAUUUCCUGCUGAUUCAUUGUCCUGUAAAGUGGUUGUAGUUUCAGGGCCAGGAUCUAGAAAGCACUCAAAAAAUGUUUCACUUCACUUUGGCUCUCUGCUUAUAACAGAGGUGCAUUAGCGCGCUGUGCUAGUAAAGUGCUUCAGUCGAGUGUGUCAAACCCCGCCCACUCUGGAAAAAAGAGACACGCACUUAAAGUUUUUAACUUGAUUUCUUAUGAAAAAGACUGACGUCGCCACGUGUUAUAGAUACAGAUAUAUUUAUAUGACGUUUACCUGUGAUUGGAGAGAAACUAAACUUUCAGAUCCCACCAGACAACAGCCAUGCUGGUGGAUUUAAAGCUAUUCACUUUAUAAUAUCUGUGUGCAAAAAUGAUAUUAAUCAUAAUGUGUGAUUUUUUUGCAUAUGAACUGAUGUUUUUCAUGUGAGUCAAAGCAGCUGUUUCUGUUGAAUUAAACACAUGCUGCCAUGCUAAAGGACUUAGAGCGAUGCUGUCAGACAGUGUUAGAACCAUGCGGCAGCAGCAGCAGGAUUAGGCACCAAACAGCACGAGCUAAUCCACAUUCAGGAAAUGUUCACCAUGUGCGCUUUGUUCUGUGAGAAAUGAGCUCAGGCUUUAAGAAGCAAA